UCUGUGACUUCCCACCGUACCACUACAACAUUGAACCGGCGGUAGUUGGCAUUCAAGUUUGGGAAGACAUCAUUUGUUGGUUGCUCAUGACUUAGCCAGGAAGUCAUAUUCGAACGUCUACUUUGAACGACGACUACAAAUAUGGCUUCUCUAACUGUGUUGGCGCGUCCGACGCGCCAACUUUCUGUUCGUUGCAUACCGGCGUCUAUGAGGUUUUACCACGAUGAGUCCUUUGGUUUCCGCAAGCCUAGAGAGUUCACACUACCGGACUACUCACCAGAACAGUUGCGUAAUAGGACAGCCAAUGCCCCACUGAUGCGUUAUGUCGACUCUCUCCGCACUCACGGCCACCGAGCUGCUCGGAUCGACCCCCUCGACCUUCUCCAACGCGAAGAAGUUGCCGCGCUCGACCCUACAAGAUAUGGACUUGUCGACCCAGCUGCGAAGUACAACAUCAACGGUAUCAUCUGGGACAAACCCGUCGGGACGUCCUCCAGUGCCACAACGAAUUCUGUUACCGAUUCCGAAGAGGAUUUCUGGACGCUGGAAGAGAUCGUGAGGCAUUUACGCGGAAUAUAUGUCGGAAGGAUCGCAUACGAGUACAUGCAUUCACCUAGUAAGACAGAGAGGCUAUGGUUCUCGCAUAUGCUCGAGUCAAAGAGCGCGACCUCGGCGGAGGAGCAGGACGAGGCGAAGAAGCGCAAAUCGAGGAUACACGAAUUGUUGACACAGAGCGAGGUGUUUGAUCAGUUUUUACAGGCGAAGUUUCCGAAUUUGAAGAGGUACGGAUUGGAAGGUGGCGAGUCAAUGAUUCCGGCACUUGAUACGCUGUUCCAAGUGUCGGCGCAAGCUGGCGUAGAGCAUAUCGUUCUCGGAAUGCCUCAUCGUGGCCGUUUGAACUUGCUCACCGGUCUCUUGGAGUUCUCACCAGCCGCUCUGUUCAACAAGAUCAAAGGUGGCUUCGAGUUUCCUGAAGAGUUAGGAGCCUCAGGCGAUGUGAUUAGCCAUCUCGUUGCAUCCCCGAGCUUGAACUACGAAGGCGCCACACAUCCCGUAAAGGUCUCACUUCUCCCUAAUCCCUCUCACCUGGAAGCUAUAAACCCGAUCGCACUAGGCAAGACUCGCGCGAAGCAAUACUCCUUAUUGCAUACUUCGCCCGAUGAUUGCAUGCUAGGCGACAAGGUCAUGUGUGUUCAGCUACACGGUGAUGCGAGUUUUACUGGUCAAGGCAUCGUUAUGGAGGGCUUGGGCCUCAGCAAUUUGCCCCAUUUCAGCGUCGGAGGCUCCGUUCAUAUCGUCGUCAAUAACAAUAUCGGUUAUACCACUCCGGCCUCCGGUGCUCGAUCCUCGCUUUACUGCUCAGAUAUUGGCAAGAUGAUUCACGCGCCCGUCCUACACGUGAAUGGGGACCACCCGGAAGAUGUGGCAAGAGCGGUCGAAACAGCGUUCAAGUACAGGAAUCACUUCCGCAAGGAUGUAAUCAUCGAUCUUCUUGUCUACCGCCGCUGGGGUCACAACGAGCUCGAUGAACCGGCCUUCACCCAACCACUCAUGUAUGAGCAAAUUCGGUCUCGAAAGUCGGUGCCGACGCUCUAUGAGGAGAAGCUUGUUGCAGAUGAAGUCAUUACCUCUUCCACCGCGACCUCCGUUCGGAAGGCCUACAAAUCCCAUCUCGAAGCCGAGCUGGCCAAAUCUGCGUCUAACGCAGACGAAGUCCCAUCUGCGAAUAUGCUGAAGGACCAGUGGAGCUCGAUGGUCUGGCCCGCGAGUUCGGAGGCGCAGAAUGAUCCGGAUACGGGUGUGGAAAAGGGUGUGUUAGAGAGCGUGGGGAGGGCGAGUGUUAAGGUUGGGGAGAAUUUCGAGAUCCAUCCGCGGUUGCAGAGGCAUGUCAAGCAUCGGCUACAGGCUAUCGAGAGUGGUAAAGGGUUGGAUUGGGCGACUGCUGAGGCUAUGGCAUUUGGCUCGAUCAUGCUGGAAGGUAACGACAUUCGAAUAUCGGGACAGGACGUCGGGCGCGGGACUUUCAGUCAACGUCAUGCGAUGUUCGUAGACCAGAAGACGGAGCAGGUGACCGUUCCUCUCAACGUCGAACUAGAUUCGAAGGGUAGGCUAGAGCUCGCAAACAGCUCCCUGAGUGAGAUGGCAGUACUCGGCUUCGAGUAUGGACUUAGUUGGGAGAAGCCCAAUAUGCUACCAAUCUGGGAGGCUCAGUUCGGCGAUUUUUUCAACGGUGCACAGAUUAUCAUAGACACCUUCAUCUCCUCUUCAGAGACGAAAUGGCUCAAACAGAGCGGCCUUGUCAUGCUUCUACCCCAUGGUCUCGAUGGCGCCGGGCCCGAACACUCUUCUUCGCGAAUUGAACGAUUCCUCCAGCUCACGAAUGAUCGUUACUCGCUGAACGAUGAGCCGACUAACAUCAAUAUGCAUGUCGUCUUCCCCACAACGCCCGCUCAAUACUUCCACCUUUUGAGACGGCAGGUCAAGCGAAAUUAUAGAAAGCCUUUGAUCGUAGCCGGUCCAAAGGGGCUGCUUAGGCUCCCAGCCGCUGCGUCGCUGCUAUCAGAGCUCACUCCCUCGACCCGCUUCCAGCCCGUCCUUCGCGAACCUCUUCAGCCUGAGAACCUUGCCUCUAUCAAACGAGUCAUUCUUUGCACGGGAAAGAUAUACCAUGACCUCGUCAAGCAAAGGCAGUCCCUCUCGCUUGAGUCUCAAGUUUCUAUCAUCCGCAUCGAAGAGCUUGCGCCAUUCCCCUUCACUCAGCUCAGGCAAGUCCUCGAAGAAUACGGCUCUAAUCCGAGCGUAUAUUGGGUGCAGGAAGAACCAAGGAACCAGGGUGCUUGGGGGCAUGUAAGCUCUAGGAUAGAGAGCGUCAUGGAGGAUUUGGGAAUUGGUCGGUUGAGGUUUGUUGGGAGGAAGGAGGAGGCCGUUCCGGCGCCCGGGGUGGGGAAGCUGUAUAAACAACAGCAGGAGACGAUUUUGAACAGUGCGUUCGAAGGACUGUAGAUUAUGACGGUGUACAUAUAACUCCCCGCGUGAGCUAUUCUUGACACAAUGAUGCUCUGCUAAUUUCAAUGUUUUGAAGCUCAGGAGAGUGGCAUGGCUAUGCUCGUCGUGCCCUUCUAGCCGGAGGAUUAGAUCUGUUCAGGGCAACAAGAGAAUGGGCCACUGAACAGCGCACGGGCUUAUCCAGAGGGAGAAUAUGGCCGCGGAGCGCAUACGAUGUUACACCCGAGCACCAAAUGGCUGCAGACGUUCGGAUCCGCACGAUAAAUGAAUGGCUGGGGAAGAGAAGGGUCGAUGUCGGCGUUGGUGAACCGUAUGGGAGGAACCAGUUCUUUUUUUCUCGUUAUAUAACGUCGUUUCUACGAGUGGUCUAUGAUUUUGCAAACGGCUGUUGGCACAGGGAUUUGCGUGUGGCGGUGUGGCGUAAGUAUGUUUCAUGGAUUGAUCCAUAUAAGUUCGCACGCUAUACUCAGCCCUUUACCCCGCCUUUUUUUUCCUCGUUUAUAUUAUAAGCUGUGCGAAGCUCACAUAUACAUAUGUACUGAUCCUACGAGUUUCUGAGUACUGAGUACUGAGGCUCAUGUGGUGUCGUUCGCGUUGGUCACCAACUUGGUCUCGACACAGCGCGAGUGCUGCCUCGUGUUGCGCAAUGUAUAUCUGAUGUACGUCAGGCACACAUUGAACACCGUGGGUGACGAACUAGCCAGCCCUUAUAAGCUUGAGCGUUGUGUGGCGCAACGGCUCUUGAAUGUCUUCGUGCCAGUGAUGACUUCCUAUGAACCCAACGAGGACGAGCGGAGCCUCGUGCUUGAACGAUAUUCACUCGCCGGCGAUCUGCUUUGUGGUGUUGCCUACGGUAUACAACUCGUGUUAUAUCUGGCAUGCGCGACAUGCCUUUGGCAUCAUAGGGAGAAGUCGCAUGCAAGACACCUGCUCGUCUACAUCACUUUCCUUUUUGUCGCCCAGUCCGUGUUCGUUGGUGUCCAAUCGCGGACGGUACAGCUCAUGUUCGUCGAAAACCGCAACUAUCCCGAAGGAGUAUGGGCAUACUUUCUCGCUACUCAAGCACUCGCGAUCAAUGUGACAUUCGAUGCCACUCUCUUCAUCCUGACCUUGCUAUGUGAUUGUCUUGUGUUCUGGAGAUGUUGGAUAAUAUGGGCAGCUUCGGGCUUUUCUCAAGCCGCCCUUGCCAUCCUCUUCCCCGCAGUGAUGAUUCUCGGUUCCUUCGUCACGGGUGUGUUCUGGACGCUGCAAAGCUCUCAGCCAGGAUUAUCCUUCUACAGCAAGCUGCCACUCGCCUUCGGGACUGCCUACUUCACACUCUCGCUCGGUGUCAACAUUCUCCUAACGGCCCUCAUCGUGUUCCGCCUCUAUCAGUAUCGUCGUAGGAUUGCUUCAGCCCUAGGUGCCGCCUACGCGAAGCAAUAUGUAUCUUUGGCGACAAUCAUCGUUGAAAGCGCCGUGGCGUACUCGGUGUUCGCGCUGUUAUUUCUCGUCACGUACGCUGCCGGCAAUGUAACAUCUCAACUGUGGCUUGGCAUCUCUUCUUCAGCUCAGCAAAUAUCAACCUACAUGAUCAUAUAUCGACUCGCUCUUGGCCGCGGGUGGAGCCCGGACACCCUAUCCUCUUCCGCUACGUUCACCACGAACCCUGUCCCACUCUCAAACCUUACAAUGGACAAAACAGCCCCUCCCGUGGACAUCGAGCAGAUACCCGUCGAUCGACAAUCACC
Messenger RNA from Stereum hirsutum FP-91666 SS1, 4736 nucleotides. RefSeq names its product dehydrogenase E1 and transketolase domain-containing protein 1. NCBI's taxonomy places the organism in Eukaryota, Fungi, Basidiomycota, Agaricomycetes, Russulales, Stereaceae. The record is from RefSeq and is a predicted model, not a curated record. Gene Ontology annotation, molecular function: thiamine pyrophosphate binding; oxoglutarate dehydrogenase (succinyl-transferring) activity. The transcript has 29 exons. Gene Ontology annotation, biological process: tricarboxylic acid cycle. Bases 142 to 3003 code for a protein of 953 amino acids.